AUGGACGCCAACCAGGUCAACUCGAGAGCGAUUCACGAUGAUGAUGCUGACCUUGUGCCCGAGUUCAACAAUCUCGAAUCGUCGGACGACAAGGCAUCAGCAGUAAAUGCCGGCGGAAAGGGCGCCACGACAGGUGAAAACGAAAAGGAGCUGUCACAACGACAAGUCAACAACGAUGACGACCUAGAGCGACAACACACAAUGAGAUCAACGGCAUCAUACCAAGAGACUUAUCCCGAGGGCGGCCUCCAGGCAUGGACCGUCGUGGCGGGCUCCUGGUUUGCCAUGAUCGCCUCCAUGGGCUUGAUGAAUAGCAUCGCCGUCUUCCAGGCCUACACACUCAGCCACCAGCUCAAGGACCACAGCGAGGGCACUGUCGGCUGGAUCUUCUCCAUUUACACCUGGCUGGCCUUCUUCGGCGGCGUCUAUAUCGGCCCCGUCUUCGACAAGUACGGGCCGAGGUGGCUGGUCAUCGCCGGAUGUGCGUGUACCGUGGGGGCCUUGAUCGGCAUGAGCUUCUGCACAGAGCUCUGGCAGUUCAUCCUAUCCUUUGGCAUCCUGGGCGGCAUGGGAACGUCACUCACUUUCACCCCGUGCAUCGCCGCAGUAGGCCAUUGGUUCAAGGCAAGACGAGGCUUUGCCACUGGGCUUGCAUCAACGGCGGGAGGCAUUGGAGGCAUCAUCUUCCCCCUCAUGCUCACCGACCUAUUUGCGCAUAUCGGCUUCGGUUGGGCCACCCGAGUGCUGGCCUUGAUAUGCCUCGUGUGCGGCCUCACAGGCAUCUGCCUCGUCCGAUCCCGUCUACCGCCGGCCAAGAACGCAACAGCUCAUCCCGAUUUCCGCAUCUUCAAACAGAUUCCCUUCCUCCUGACAACUCUGGCCAUCUUCUUGUUGGAGUUUUCCCUCUUUAUCCCCCUGGCCUACAUCGCCACCUACGCACAGGACCAGGGCUUUGGCGAUACAUUCGCCUACCACCUCUUGCCUAUCAUGAAUGCCGGCUCCGUGAUAGGCCGGGCGCUUCCGGGAUAUUACGCCGAUGUCGUCGGAGCUUUCAACGUGUGCAUGUUUUCAGUGGUGCUCUCACUGGUGUCGUGCCUGUGUGUGUGGCUGCCCCUGGGUCACACAAAGGCGGGCAUCAUCGUCUUCUCAUUGCUCUUCGGCUUCGGAAGCGGUAACAGCAUUGCCAUUGCACCGGUUUGCAUUGGUCGGAUGUGCAAGACGCAAGAGUACGGCCGAUACUAUGCCACCACCUACACCAUCGUGUCCUUUGCCUGCUUGAUCGGCAUCCCCAUUGCCGGCAGCAUCGUUCAAGCCGAUGGCGGCUCCUACACGGGGCUCAUCAUCUUCACUGGCUGCAUCUACGUGGGCUCAGCAAUCCUCCUCAUGCUUGCCAAGACAUGGCAGCUAGGCUGGAAGAACUGGCUUGCUGCGUAUUGA
Molecule: messenger RNA, 1437 nt
Organism: Trichoderma breve
Lineage: Eukaryota; Fungi; Ascomycota; Sordariomycetes; Hypocreales; Hypocreaceae
Product: major facilitator superfamily domain-containing protein
Exons: 2
Coding region: 1-1437 (478 amino acids)
Biological process (GO): transmembrane transport
Cellular component (GO): fungal-type vacuole membrane
Molecular function (GO): transmembrane transporter activity
Source: RefSeq, a predicted model, not a curated record